Molecule: messenger RNA, 1163 nt
Organism: Halteromyces radiatus
Lineage: Eukaryota; Fungi; Mucoromycota; Mucoromycetes; Mucorales; Cunninghamellaceae
Exons: 5
Coding region: 195-1073 (292 amino acids)
Biological process (GO): mRNA splicing, via spliceosome
Cellular component (GO): precatalytic spliceosome; U2-type prespliceosome; U1 snRNP
Molecular function (GO): U1 snRNA binding; mRNA binding
Source: RefSeq, a predicted model, not a curated record
AAAAAAAAUGAAUAACAAGAAAAGUAAUAAGAAGAAAAAAGAAAAGGUCUACCAUUUAGAUUUCAAAUUGAUUCCCAAGUCACACUUGGCACAAAGAGGCAAAAAAAAAAAUCCCCCUCUUUCUCCGGCUUGAAGGUUUUUUUUUUUUCUUCCUUUCUCUUCCCAUCCUUUCACAAAAAAAAAAAAUAUACAUCAUGACAGAUAAACUUCCACCUAAUCUGUUGAAAUUAUUCGCGCCUAGACCUCCAUUAAACCAUUUACCACCUCUAGAUAAAAAUCCUGAGAAACGUAUUGGUGCCAUUGUGACAGGGAUCGCUCAAUAUGUACCCGAACUACGCAACUAUGACUCUUCAUAUGUACCUUGGAAAACCGCGGAAGAAAAACGCAAAGAAAAGAUAGAACAACGAAAAAAGAAAGCUGAAGAACAAAUAGCUGAAGGCAUGGCAAAAUAUGAUCCUAACAACGAUCCCAAUAUUCAAGGAGAUCCAUUCCAUACCCUUUUUGUAUCACACUUGAGUUACAAACUGAAUGAAGAAGAUCUGACUCAAGAAUUUGAAAUAUAUGGUCCCAUCAAACAUCUACGACUGGUAAAAGGAAAAGACGGACAAUCUCGUGGAUAUGCUUUUAUUGAAUUUGAACGAGAAAAAGAUAUGAAAGCUGCAUAUAAAGAUGCUGAUGGAAUGAAAUUAUUUGGACGUCGAAUUCAAGUGGACGUAGAACGCGGUCGUACGGUAAAAAAUUGGAAACCUCGUCGACUUGGUGGUGGUCUUGGUAAUACUCGUGCAGAAAAGAAACCUGAUAGUGAAAGUAGUUCAAGCAGCCAUCAACAUAAUGAUAUACGUGGAUCAAGUCGUGACCGAUACAGCGAAGGGCGUUAUGAUCGUGGUAGUAGCCGAAGUGGUAAACGUUCAAGAGGUGAUAGCGAUCGAUAUGGCAGUAGCAGAGAUUAUGAUGAUCGAAGGCGAUCAAAAAGAUCCCGUAGUCGAAGUCCAAGAAAUCAUAGGGACAGAUAUAGUAGUGGGCGACGGGAAAGAUCAAGGGAUCGAGGUAGUAGAAGGGACAGAUAUAUGUAGUAUACAUAUAUAUAUAUAUAUAUAUUUAUUAAUCUCUUUGUAGACAUUCUUCUCUUUUAUAUAUAUAAAUAAAAAUAAAAAACAGUAUUU